Echinococcus granulosus is the source of this 7266-nucleotide messenger RNA. RefSeq names its product Transcription initiation factor TFIID subunit. Gene Ontology annotation, molecular function: histone acetyltransferase activity; RNA polymerase II general transcription initiation factor activity; TBP-class protein binding. Gene Ontology annotation, biological process: RNA polymerase II preinitiation complex assembly; transcription by RNA polymerase II. Gene Ontology annotation, cellular component: transcription factor TFIID complex. The transcript is spliced from 25 exons. The coding region runs from base 1 to 7266 and encodes 2421 amino acids. The record is from RefSeq and is a predicted model, not a curated record. Lineage: Eukaryota; Metazoa; Platyhelminthes; Cestoda; Cyclophyllidea; Taeniidae.
AUGGAAGAAGCUGAGGAAGUUGGUCCUCGCUAUAGGAUGUGUUUGUUCCUCUUUGGGAAUGUUGAUAAACGGGGCCAGUUAGAGGACGAAUACGCUGUUGAUGAGGAGCUGUCUUCAAUAAAUCACAUUGACGCAUGCCACGUAAAUGAGGUUGAGGCGAAUAUUAAGACGAUCGUUUCAGAUAUUACUGACGGUUAUUCCCCUGUUUCUCAUGAUACCACUGAAAAUAUUGUUGACUCACUCCAACCCAUCGAAUCUAAAGACUACUAUGAUGAGUCAGAACUGAUUUGUCUUGAUGCCAUUGAAAACUCUGUUCCUGGUGUGGUGAAUUCUGAUGAUGACUACGGUGAACCGGUACAAACUUUGGAAGUCACAGCCUCAGUUAAAACGGAGGGAAUUUCUGCCUUGGACAAUUUUUCAACAAGCAACGCGCUGUUUUCGAGCUCUCUAACAUCUUCAGUUUCACACUCAACGCACCCUUCAUCUCUUCCUCCAGUUGUCUUUUCCGUAUCCAGAUGCCGGCCAGAACCCUCACCUCUGACUGCAGAGCAGCUAUCAAUUGAUUCUCCAAACCUCGACUCUCCUUCUUUAGCCAAACAGGAGGUCGAUGCCGCGACCGUGAUGAUGCCACCCCCUUUGCACCCCGCUCCCAUUGCUGUUUCACGUCAGCAACAUCGCAUGGUCUCGCCACUUGGCAAAACAGCUCUGAGCCAUGAUGGUGAUCCUCAUUAUUCAUCUGAUCAUCAGGCCCUCCCACAACGGGUACUCAACACUCCUUUGGGUAAUCUUUUGCCUCCGGAGUAUGCUGAUGUGGACAUCACUGCGUUGUUCCCCCACUACUCUCCCAACCUCAUUCCCAGGUGGGGUCGCAUAAUCAAUCUCCCCUAUCCCCCUCAGAAGUACGACAACCUCAAACACGAUCCAACUGAUUAUUCAGAGGAUGAAGGCUUAAUUGGCUUGACCAAGGGAGGAGGAGAGAAUUUGGAUGAAGUGAUUGACAGGUUUAAUUUAAUUUUUCGCAACUUCCUGAACCUUGGUGAAAUACCGACACACGCAAAACAGUUUGAAGAAGCGGAAAAAUUAGACGAGUUACAAGAGUUGCACCGAUCUCCGGACCCUAGUCAGAAUUACCUUGCGGGUGCGGAGCGCUCCUGGUGGCAGAUAGCCUUCGCAGAACGUCUGACGCGGCUGGAAAACAGCUCCUCCACGGCUUUCACUCAGGCUGCCCCUAAGGAGACGGAUUCCAAGAAGGACAGAAAAUCUAGGAAGAAAGCCUUAGCAACUGCUGUCAACGACGCUUCAACGCACAACAAUUCAACCUCUCUCGCCACACUUGAUGUGAAGGCGAAAUCAGAAGAAGGCGAGUCAUCAAGCAAUAUACAAUCGCGAUACUGUACGUGGCGGUUCGGUCCUGCGAAGUACUGGUAUGAUCAGUUGGAGAUACCCGAAACGGCGGACAUCACGAAGUGGACCAUGUGGCGCAAAAACGUCAUCCCUCCUGUUGCUGUGGCACCCACGCAAGCCGGAAUUCUCAACGUCGCUGACUGCAGGCACCCCACCUUGACUGUGGACUCGGAGACGAGGGCUGUUGCCGCAGAUUCGACAGAAGCUGUGACACAAGCAGGACCUCAGAUAUCACAUUUAAUUGGUGACGUAGACGAGGAAGAUGUGGUUAGUGGAACAGAGGGAGUGGAAGCGGAGAUGGAAGAUGAGGAGGAAAUGUUCCUACCCUACAAGCUUAUACAGUGGGAAGACGACAUCAUCUACGAUCCCCAAUUGAGUAACAACAAGGUGGCUGCAAGUGCCAGGCAAAACGCUGUCUAUGCUGGCUGGAUCCCCUCACAAGUUUGCCGUACUAUGGCUUCGUUUCAGGACAGUUACCAAGGCAAAUACCCAGGCAUCCUGGGCUACAAGGUACUGACCGGUUCAGGGCAGAUUGGCCAGUCGGCGGCGGGUAUGUCUGGAAGCAGUGCCAGUAGCACCGUUGUAUCUGCCUCCUCAACAUCCGUAACUGAUGCUCACAACCAGGCCGCUACUGCUCUGCGCUCCUCCGCCUGCUUCACCGGACCCUACUCCUUCUUUCCUGUUGAGAACCCUCAAAUCAUGGACGACAGUUGGCGUUUCGAUAUCAUCUACGACCCUCAGUGUCACACACCGGCAGUCGACACGCCAUUUCUACUCACCCUUAACAAAAAUGAUGAGCAGAGUCUUCUCGACACUUUAGUUAACGACGACGAGCUCAUGGUGGUGAAUGCCCCGAGCGCCCUGAAAAAGAAGCAGCCGGAGCACAUGCAAGAUGGUCACAUCAACCGAGCCAGCUUUCACGUCACCUUCGGUUUUGCAUCCACUCGUGGCACCCUAACCGGGGCUCUGGCGAAAGCAGAAAAGGGAGCGGAAAAAGUAAAGCGUAUCCUCGGCAAGCAUGGGUUCCUGGCUGAGGGCGAGUGGAACGAGGAGAGUGCGGAGAGCGAUGAUAACGCGGAGGGCGGCGAGGAUACGAAUCAAGAGACAGCGAAUAUGGCUUCAGCGGCAGCAGCUGCCUCGGGUCUGCCCCCCAAGGACCCCCUCAACCUCUCUAACGAUGAAUUUUACGCCAUUCGCUCCGGUGGCCUAUUCGGCAACCUUGCACGUUGUGGCCCACUUCAACACAGUACUCCCGCUGUAGAGCUCUGGCCACCCUUCUUCCCCACUUACAACACUCCCUCUCGUCUCAGGCAGUUUCAUCGUGUCCCUCUCAAGCAAUACACUCGUGGUAUGAUGUCCCAGUUCAGCACACCUAUUUCUGUGAACAACCUUACGAGGAUAAUUCAGAGGAAAUCCAAGGAACGAGAAGAAGAGAAGAUAGCUGCCGGGGGCGGCGAUAUUUUCUUCAUGCGGACGCCACAGGAUCUCUCUGGCUUCGAUGGGGAAGUAGUUCUCUUCGAGUACUCCGAGGAAUUUCCACCACUUAUGAAUCAAAGCGGUAUGGCGACAAGGCUGGUGAAUUACUACAGACCCCUGCUGCCGAAAGAUCCGUCUCUCUCCCCCGACCCAGCAGGCAAUAGUUCACCCCCGGAUCUCCCUUAUGGCUCACUAGUUAAUGUAGGGAACACUGAUUCACCCUUUUUGGGUGUUGUGCGUCCAGGUGGAUGCCUCCAGAGCAUGGAGAACAACAUGUUCCGAGCGCCAAUCUAUCCUCACAAGACACCCUCGACAGACUUCCUGGUGAUUCGCAACCGCAAUGGUCUAUGGAUCCGGCGAGUGCCGAACGCCUUCACGGUGGGUCAGGAGGUUCCGUUGAUGGAGGUCCCAGGACCCAAUUCGAAGCGCGCCAAUAACUUCGCGCGCGACUUUCUUCAGGUUUACAUUCUCCGCCUCUUCCUCAAGAGCACUGAUGAGCCAAAACGAAUCAAGAUGGAGGAGAUUCGCUCCGCUUUCCCCAACCACUCCGAGAGCAGUGUCCGCAAACGCCUAAAGAUUUGCGCUGAUUUCAAGCGAACCGGUGUGGACGCCAGUUGGUGGGUCCUGCGUCCAGACUAUCGCCUGCCCUCUGAGGAGGAGAUUCGCUAUCUAGUGCAGCCAGAGGACUUUUGCGCCUUCUUCAGUAUGCAGGCGGCGGAGCUGCGUCUCAAGGAUGCCGGCUAUGGCGAGAAAUCGCUGUUUGUUCUUGAUGAAAAUCCCGAGGAGGAGGAGGAGAAGGAAGGCCAGCCCAAAAUGGAGGACGAGGUGCGGGCGGCGCCGUGGAACACGACGAGAGCUUACUUAGCGGCGCAGCGUGGCGGCUGCUUCCUAGAGCUGCAUGGACCCGCAGAUCCCACUGGGUGUGGGGAGGCAUUCUCGUACUCUAAGACCUCUGCCAAGCCUGGCGCUCUCUUCCGUCAGGCUGGCGGGGAAGUAGCGCGAGGACUCCUAAAGGAUAAGAAGACCGUUACCGGCACCGACGCUGAUUUGCGGAAAUUGCACCUUCGAGAGGCCAGAGCGCUUCUCCGUUCCUUUGGUAUUAGCGAGGCUGACCUUAAGACCUUCAAACGUUGGGAGAUAAUUGACAUGGUGCGAUUUACUUCAACGGAGCGUGCAAAGCAGGGAGAGGAGGAGAGCACAGCCAAAUUUGCGCGUGGCAAUCGUCUCUCUAUGGCAGAGCAGAUACGAUGCUACCGGGAGGAGUGCCAACGAAUUUUUGAUCUGCAGAAUCGCGUCCUUUCCAAUCCCGAGUUACUCUCCUCGGACGAGGAGGAGGAAGAGCCCAGCUCAGAGGAGGACGAGGAUGAUGGCAAGGUCGGCGCUUCCGGGGCCGGCGGAGGCAGUGGUAGUGGUGGCGCCUCCUCCAACGCCAUCGGUGGGGUUCGACUCUCUAGUCUCCCCUCCUCAAACCAACAGUCCGUGCGCAACGUCCACUCUCUCCUUACUAAUCGAAUCACCUCGGAGGAGCUGCGAGAACGUCAGGAGGAGGCUGAACGCGAGAAUCUUAAACGGAGUAUGGAGCUCGGGAAAUCGCUAUGUUCAAGUAAAAACAAACGUAAGCAGAACCCGCAAGGAGCGAUACCGAAUGCAAGCGACGCGGCUAAUGCACAACAACAACAACCCGGAGUGGUGGCGGCAGAGGUUGAGACUACAGCGCUAGUGGUGUACGAAGCGAGCGCGGCGUCAGCGGGCACUAUUCUCGACUUGCCUGCACCUUUCCCCAACGCCCAGAAGAAGAUGAUCCGUAUUACUCGCACCUACUGUAAGGGCACCGAUCGCGAGUACUCCCGUACUGAAGUAGUACCUUGGUCCCCUGUGGUUGAAAUUUACCUUAAGAUCAAACAGACUCGUGAUCUUGAGCAGAUUCACACCUUCGUAGGCUCCGAUGAACAGUUCAAAGAGCAAAGACGGAAGGAGAAACGGCGAAUCCAGGACCAGCUGCGUCGAGUCCGCAAGCAGCAGGAGCUGCUGCGUGCUCGGGGCAUGGCGGAUGGAGGUGCACCUCUGAGAGACGCCAGUGGUCGUCUUCUGCCCAUCAACCGUUUGCCUGGUUCUGGUCCCGUUCCCUCCUCCUCUCGCCGCCGCCACAAACCCUCCAGCAACAUCCUCAAAAUGCGUUGUGGUGCUUGCGGCCAAACUGGCCACAUGCGCACAAACAAAGAAUGUCCGAUGUACGGGCGAAAUGACGCUGUGGCGCCCCCUCCGCCGGGCGGAGGGCGCAGUGGUUCGCGCCGCGUGCUGCCACCGGGCGUCGAGCCAGAGACGGUCGCAGCUGCACAGGAGCUCACUUCAAAACCCGUCGCCGAGCUCCUCGCUGCCACUGGCGGUGGCGUGGCCAUUGGAGGCGGUGGUGGGGGCGGUGAUGGCAGUGGAGGCGUGGGCUAUGAUGCUGGCGACACCGAUUCUGCCGCUUUUGGUGAUGCACCGCGCAGUAUUGGCGCUUCUCGCCUCUCUGACGACUCCGAUGACGCCUUCGACCAUCAUCGCGGAGAUUACGAAUGCUAUGAUGCUCAUGACGAGGAUUCUCGCACGCAGUUUGAUAGCAGUCGUGGGAGGCCGAAUGCAAGCCUCGGACGAUACCUGGACCCUCAUCAGCCCCCAAGACGCCACGACUUGAAGAUGACGAUAAGCAAGCAGCUGCUAGACCGGUUGGACGCGGCCAGCGAGGUAGUGCGCUACGUAGAGGCUGCCAACCAACGCAGUCGUACUUCAAUCUCAGGAAGCGGUGGCAGGGGAGGCGCUGGUGGCGGUAGCCGCAGACGCAGUACCCUUGCAAGUGCGGCUGACGAUGACUAUCCCACUUCUACCAUCAAGCAUCGUGGCAACCGACGGCGCAUCGAUCCCCGAGUCGCCAUCAACCACAUCUUUGAGGGCAUCUACAAAGGUCUUUCACAGAUUCCUGGCUGCAAGAUUUUUAUGCAUCCAGUGAAGGAGAAGGAUUUUCCAAAUUACUACAAGCAAAUUCAACAUCCUAUGGAUCUUUCUCAAAUUCGCAUGAAAAUAAACCAGAACGCCUAUUCUACUCGAGAAGAGUUUCUCUCAGACAUUCGUUUAAUUCAUGAUAACUCGGAAAAGUUUAACGGCCGUUUUUCAUCAUUAACGGAAACCGCGAUGAAGAUGUGCUCCUUCGUAGCGGAGGAGUUUUGUCAGAAAGAAAUGAAGCUUAUGCGGUUGGAGCCGCUGGUAAACCCGCUGUUGGACGAAAACGACCUUGUUCGACUGGGAUUUUUGCUCCAGAAGGCUGUAAAUGCUAUGCGUGGUGUUGAAAACAGUCGUGCCUUUCACUUCCCCGUUGAGAAGCGUCGCUAUCCUGACUACUACAAGGCAAUUGCACAGCCUAUGGACCUAUCGACGUUGGAGAAAUUAAUAAAGGAUAAUCGUUAUCACAGUCGUGAAGAGUUCUUUAAUGACGCAGAUCUUAUCCUCUCCAACUGUCGUCAGUACAAUGGUGACGAGAGUGUGCUCACGAGGAUCGCUCGGAAGAUGCUCGAUGUCGCCCACUCCACCCUUGAUGAGAUGGCGGAGACCAUAGAGACAAUCGAGGAGAACAUUCGACAACGGUUGGAUGACAUUUCGACUGCGGACUCCCAAUCUCAACAUGGGGGAACAGCCUCCAUUGAUUUGACUGGGCCCUCGACUUCAAAAGCGAUUAAGCGAUUCCUCAAACAAUCAUGCGAUCCCGAGAUUUCCUCCAAAAAUCCUUUGUAUUCGGUGCCCGAAGAUGGCACUGACUCUACUAAUGGGGUCAAGAGGCGAAAGGUGGCCGAUGAUGGGGAAAAUUCCUCCAGGGGUAGUCUCCGGUCAUUUUCUGCGCAGGAGGACGAGGAAGAAGGGGAGUUCCACUAUGAAACUGAGACUGAAAGUCGAUUUUUCCCAACUUUGCAAAAUGCAGACUCCGAGAAUAACGACCUUCAAAGGCCAUCCACCACCCCAGCGGUGCCCAAUGUCUAUGUUGAUGAGGAUAGCAGGUUCUUAAUGGAUGAACGGAGUUCCAUAGUGGCUGCACAGGACACACUAGUAGCCCAAGACCUGCAGUUGACAAGCUCUGAGUCUAGUGGAGACCUCUCAGAACGCGAGGGCGGAGAGUUAAUGGACGACUCCGUAGUCGGUACCGCUGCUGCGGCUCUUUCACGACCGCCUUCGCGCUACUCGCCUGACUUGGCUUCUGACCACGCGAAUGACUGCUUCGACUCGCGAUCUGAAGGCACUCCCGUCGUAGACGUCAACGAUGGCAGUGACAGCAACGCUGGUGACAGACCAGUUAAGCGUCAGCGGGUUGAAUUUUUCAUUGGAAGUGAUGAAGAAGAUUGGGACUCUGGAGAGUAG